GCGUGGGUAAACAGCAGAACUGGCAACCCUGCUGCCAUGUCUCUCUCCUCAGUUUUGUCAGUUUGACACGUGACAGUGGCUAGCAAAGCUGGAGGAGUGGCGCCACGAGGACCGCAAAAAAGACUUUCUUCUCGAGAAACUUGGAGAACCGCAAAAAAAAAUGGACGACUGGGAAGAAGAGGGAACUGCAAGUUCUGCUCCUGUAAGCAGCUACACGCCAAAUGAAGGUGCAUUUUCAGGUACGCAAACGGAUAUGUUGAAAGGUGACGGCGGCGAAUUUGGAAGCGAUGGGAACAGCUGGAACAGCGAUGGCAACAGAGGAGGUUUCAGUGGAAGAGGAAGCAGAGGGCGUGGCAGAGGAUUUGGCAGAAUGGAUCAGAGUGAAUUCAGUGGAGGCAACAAUGGAAUGUGUGAAAACGGAUUUAGAGGAAGAGGCCGAGGAGGAAGAGGUGGCAGAGGAGGGUUUAGACAAGGUGGUGACCAUGGUGAAGGAGGCAGCUUUGGAGGAGGCUAUCGAGGAAAAGACGAGGAUUUCUUUGCUCAAGGGGAGGACAAAGGUCCAAGCAAGGACCCAACUGCUGGAGACAGACCAAAAGUCACCUACAUUCCCCCAACCCUUUCUGAGGACGAAGGCUCCAUUUUCUCACAUUAUGAAACUGGGAUCAACUUUGACAAGUAUGAUGAAAUUUUGGUCGACGUCAGUGGCACCAACCCACCACGGGCUAUUCUAACUUUUGAUGAGGCAGCACUGUGCCAGUCCCUGAAAAACAACGUCGCCAAGUCCGGAUACUUAAAGCCGACCCCCGUGCAGAAGCACGGCAUCCCGAUCAUCGCGGCGGGCAGAGACCUGAUGGCCUGUGCCCAGACUGGAUCCGGCAAAACGGCUGCGUUCUUGCUCCCGAUUCUGCAGCAGCUGAUGGCAGACGGCGUGGCGGCCAGUCGCUUCAGCGAAAUCCAGGAACCCGAAGCGGUCAUCGUGGCCCCAACCAGGGAGCUCAUCAACCAGAUAUUCCUAGAAGCCAGGAAGUUCUCCUACGGGACAUGUGUGCGCCCAGUUGUGGUUUACGGCGGGGUCAGCACGGGAUACCAGAUCAGAGAAAUCUCGAGGGGGUGCAACAUCGUGUGCGGGACUCCCGGACGCCUGCUCGACAUGAUCGGACGAGGAAAGGUGGCUCUGAACAAACUGCGUUACUUGGUGCUGGACGAGGCGGACCGCAUGUUGGACAUGGGCUUCGAGCCCGACAUGCGCCGGCUGGUGGGCUCCCCCGGGAUGCCGUCCAAAGAGAAUCGGCAGACUCUGAUGUUCAGCGCGACGUAUCCCGCCGACAUCCAGAGGCUGGCCGCUGACUUUCUCAAGACGGACUAUCUGUUCCUGGCGGUUGGGAUUGUGGGCGGAGCCUGCAGUGACGUGGAGCAGACGUUUGUGCAGGUCACCAAGUUCUCGAAGAGGGAGCAGCUUCUCGACCUCCUCAGGACCACUGGGACGGAGCGCACCAUGGUGUUCGUGGAAACCAAGAGACAAGCUGAUUUUAUUGCCACCCUGCUGUGCCAGGAGAAGAUUCCAACCACCAGCAUCCACGGGGACCGGGAGCAGCGGGAGCGCGAGCAGGCCCUGGCAGACUUCCGCUCCGGCAAGUGUCCCAUCCUGGUGGCCACCUCCGUGGCCGCCCGCGGCCUGGACAUCCCGGACGUGCAGCACGUGGUGAACUUUGACCUCCCCAACAAUGUGGACGAGUACGUGCACCGGAUCGGGAGAACUGGCCGGUGCGGCAACACCGGGCGGGCGGUGUCCUUCUACGACCCGGAACACGACGAUCAGCUGGCCCGCUCCCUGGUUACCAUCUUGUCCAAGGCCCAGCAGGAGGUGCCCUCGUGGCUGGAGGAAUCGGCAUUCAGUGCUCAUGGUACCUCCAGCUUCGUGCCCCAAAGGAAGUCCUUUGCCUCCACAGACUCAAGACAGGGCCCACAUCUCGGCUCCUCCCAAGAUAAUGGAACGAACGUUCAACUAGCGGCCCCGAAUGCAGCUGACGAGGAGGAAUGGGAAUAGAAUGAAUAUUUGCCCGGCGUGCACACACAGCUUUGAAUAAAAGUAAUUUUUUUGUUGUAUUUUAUUUUAAUUUUUUUAGGUGGUUUUUUUAGGGCUUCAGGUUGUUGUAGUUUAACAGUAUUUUUGUUGAAAGUGAAAGGUAUUUUGUUUGAUACCUGUUGAAGUUGAAACAUAAAGCAAAAUGUUUAAUAAAGAAAGCAGGUUGGAUUGUG
Molecule: messenger RNA, 2259 nt
Organism: Menidia menidia (Atlantic silverside)
Lineage: Eukaryota; Metazoa; Chordata; Actinopteri; Atheriniformes; Atherinopsidae
Source: the annotation of a GenBank genome assembly